Messenger RNA from Anisakis simplex (herring worm), 1737 nucleotides. Lineage: Eukaryota; Metazoa; Nematoda; Chromadorea; Rhabditida; Anisakidae. The record is from the annotation of a GenBank genome assembly.
AUGGAUGAAGAAUUGAACCAAUUGUUGACGGAUGUCGCCUCUUCGACCGGGCGUACAUCGGGCAGUGCGGCGACAUCAGGCACACUGAAGAAUGAAGACUUUCGACAACUUUUAUCUCGUAAAUCGACAACGAACCAGUCCAGUGUCAGCACUAGCACCAAAGAGAACAGUAACAGUAAUGCUCAAUCACAGGCAACACAUUCAUUCAGUCAUCGACAAGCAAAUGAGUCGAAAAGAAAUUCCACUUCAACAAACAAACUGAAGAAACAAAAGGAACGAAAUGAGGAGGAUGAGGACGAUGAAGAUUAUGGUUCGAAUUUGAAUGAAAUCUUGAAGAAAUAUCGUGAUCGAGCAGAAGAACGUCGUAAAGGUUUGGGUAAAGAGGAUACAGAUGAUCUGCAAACAACAAAUGCCUAUAGGGCUGUACCGAGCGAUAUACGUGCUACGGCAGAUGCUGCACAACGAAGAAAACAAGCCAUUCAAGAGAGUAAAUAUUUGGGCGGUGAUAUGGAACAUACUCACUUGGUGAAAGGUCUUGAUUAUUCACUGUUGCAUAAAGUACGGUCCGAAAUUGCGUUACGAGAACAGAAAGGAGACGACGAUAUAGAGAGUGCAUAUAAUAGAGAAAGUCAGGUCGAAGAAGUGCAGUCAGAUAAUCGAAUGGUUCGAAAUAUACUCCGUAAUCUUUUUCAGAAUGACUUUCCACAGACCAAUGAUAUGUUCAGAAAAGGUCGAAUGGCGUAUGUGGUCGAAUUGGAGGAUGAAGAAUAUGACUUACCAACAACACGACUUCGUUCGAUUCACGAUUGUCCACUCACAGAGAGCAGUCAUGAUCUGAAUACGAGCAAUUUGCUUAUACAGAAGUUAACGCAAGUUUUGUCAUAUUUGCGUAACGAUACAAUAAAAAGGAAGAGGAAAGCAGAUACUGCGGGUGGUGGAGGGAAUGCGUUGAAUGACGAACAACGAAGCAAAUUUUCACAGCAACCGAUAUUUAACGACGAUGAGAUUGAACACUCGAAAAAAGACAGAGAUCGGGAUAGGGACAGAGAACGAGAUCGUGGUAAAGACAAAGAUCGACGACGCUCGAAACCCUCUUCAAGCGAAAUAAUUUGUUGUGUUGUAACAUUUGAUUUGAGAUAUUUCGACGGUGUGAGCAGCAGUGGUCGUGACACAGAACGAGAGCGCGAUCGAGAUCGAGGUAGAGACAGGGACCGAGGCGAUGGCGAUCGUAAUCGUAGUGAUAAGGAUAAAGCGGAUCGUGCAGAUAAGCGAUCGAUAAGCAGCAAAGAUGAUGAAAAGCAGCGUGGCAAAGGCAAAGAAGAGAUUGUCAAGGUUGCGGAGAGUGCAUUGAGCAGCACUAAGAAAUCGAAGAUUGCAUCAGAAACCGAAGGUUAUGCAGAAUGCUAUCCCGGUGGCAUUGAAAUGUACGAAGCAGCUGGUGAAAGUGACGAUGAAGCGGAUUACUCAAAAAUGGAUAUGGGUAACCGACGAGGACCGGUUAAACGGUGGGAUUUCGAUGAUCACGAAGAAUACGAAAAAUAUAUGGAAUCGAGAGAAGCUAUGCCAAAAGCAGCUUAUCAGUUCGGUGUUAAGACAAACGAUGGUAGAAAGACGAGGAAAAGUGCUGUGGAUAAGGAGAAACACAAAUUGGAUCGUGAAUUCUCGGAAAUUACGAAAAUACUCGAAAAGAGGAAAUUUGAAGGACGAAGUGAAGUUGCAAAAAAGAUCAAAUACUAA